This is a messenger RNA of Thlaspi arvense, 1677 nucleotides long. NCBI's taxonomy places the organism in Eukaryota, Viridiplantae, Streptophyta, Magnoliopsida, Brassicales, Brassicaceae. The record is from the annotation of a GenBank genome assembly.
CAGAAGAAGAAGAAGAGAGAGAGAGAGAGAGAGAGAGAGAGAGACGUAGAAAGAGAAGAGAGAGAUAGAGAUAGAGAGAGAUCACUGCCUCCUACAAUGCCUGAGAAUAAGAGCUUCUCGGCGGCUGAGAUUCCCGAUGAGGAAGAGGAAGAGGAAGAGAAAGACCAACGACGGGACGGAUUUAACCCGGAAGCUGAAGAGAACGAAGGAGAGGAUCUAGGAGAGAGGGUUGAGAAGAAAGACGAAGACGAAGGAAACGGUGAGAAAGAUGAAGAAGAAGUAAAACGCGACGAAGCGGACGAAGCAGAAGCAGAAGAAGAAGAAGAAGAUAAGGAAGAUGAUGAAGACGAUGCAGGGGGAGAGGAAGAAGAUGAAGAGGAAGAAGAAGUAGAAGAAGAUUCUAAGGAAAGAAGUCCAUCUUCGACACCAGGAGACCAAUCAGAAAAUAUGGAUAUUGAUCUAGGGGAAAUCCGUAAAGACGUGCAGUGUCCGAUAUGCUUAGGAAUUAUAAAGAAAACAAGGACUGUUAUGGAAUGUCUGCACCGGUUCUGCAGGGAAUGUAUUGAUAAGUCAAUGAGAUUGGGGAACAACGAAUGUCCUGCUUGCAGGAAGCAUUGUGCAAGCCGGCGUUCUCUAAGAGACGACCCAAAAUUUGAUGCUCUUAUUGCAGCUUUAUUCGAAAAUAUUGAUAGUUAUGAGGAAGAGGAAUUGGCUUUUCAUGAAGAUGAUAAGGCUCGUAAUAAGCAGAUUCAAGCAUCUAUAGCUCAAAUAUCGCAACGACAAUCCGAGGCUCUUGUGAAAAGACGGUCUUUUGGUAAAGAAGCAGCGGUUUUAAUGAGAUCACAGCGUAGUGGUAGUGGCUCGAGAAGGAGAAGAAACUGCAGAAACAUGGAGCAAAACACAUUAGAAGCCCAUGACGAUGAGAACAAUGAUGAUAACAACGGAGGAGGAGGCAAAGAUUCGUCUUCAGACGAGCGUGGUGCAGAAGUCCGGCUGAGAAAACGAAGGAAGCGGUUUACAGGUCGUUCAACACAACACCCUUCUUCUUCAGGUGCAAACAACAUCAAUGCUAACUGCGCAGAUAACGACACAGAAGCGUGCAGAGAGAGCAAAGGAGUAUCUACAGGGCUUGUGUGGAAUCCGGAGAUACUUGCUUGGGGAAGAGGCGGUACGAGGAGUAACACAAGGCAUGGGAAUAAUACACCAGGAGGUAGUAGUAAGAGUGUGAGGAAUGCUCGCGUGAGUAGACUUGUGGAGUACCUACGCAGCAACGUAGAUGGAAACAGUGUUGAGCUGGAUAUUCAUCUCAAGCUUGUCUCACUGGAUACGAAAUGUGUACCAGACUUACUGCAGCCAUAUCUCUGUUGCCGACCUACUUUGCUUGUAAAACAGCUCCGUGAAUUUGUGGCACUUCAGACGAAUUUGAAGACUGAAGAGGUUGACUUAUUGGUAACGAGAAGAUUAGGAGGAGAAGACAACAAGGCAAUAGAGAACUUGCCUGUAGUGACAUCAGAUUCAGCAGCAGCAUCCGAAGAUGAGACGAUGCAAAGUCUGGAAGACGAUGAAACAUUGUCAAAGCUCAAACUCGAUUUCAUUUCGAGCCAUGAACAACAUUUGCUUACCAGAAAAAGCAAACCGAGUGAAGAAGCUUGGAGCCUGAAGGAUGUGUUGCAAACA